AACAUGGAUGGCGAAAAGUGGAGCCAAACAUUAGACAAAGCCAUCGAUGCCGUUGUUACGAUAGAUUACUGCCACACACACCCCUUCGAUACCAACCCGGCCUCCAACGGACAAGCUACUGGCUUUGUGGUAGACGCCGAGAAGAGAUUGAUUCUCACAAACAGACACGUUGUUGGUGCUGGGCCAUUUUUUGGGCAAUGCACCUUUCACAAUAACGAGAAGUGUUCUGUCUCUCCGGUAUACCGUGAUCCGGUACAUGACUACAGCGUUCUUCGUUUCGACCCAAAUGGUAAUAAGUACGUGACCUUUACCGCCCUCGCACUUCGACCCGACAACGCCAAGGUAGGCGUCGAUAUCUGGAUGCUUGGCAACGAUGCUGGAGCCAAGCUUAGUAUCCUCCAGGCCACUAUUAGCAAAGUAGAUUGCAAUGCACCCAACUACUCUGAAGGAUACUGCGACUUCAACACGAACUACAUACAAGCUAGUGCCUCAGCCAGUGCAGGGUCCUCAGGUAGUCCUGUAAUAGAUCGCCAUGGAUAUGCCAUUGCAAUGCAGGUUGCUGGACGAAAGGGUACUGCGCUCGAUUUUCUUCUGCCCCUGAAUCGGGCUGCACGGACGCUACGGCUACUAGGUCAGGACAAACAAGUUACCAGAGGCACUAUCCAGACCCAGUGGAUACUGAAGACAUUCUACGAGUGUCGAGAACUAGGCCUCACUGCCCAAAACGAGGAAGAGGUCCGCACCCAGUUCCCCAAAGACACUGGCAUGUUGGUUGCCGAGGUUGUGCUCCCUCAGGGCCCUGCUUGCAGCAAGAUCGAACAAGGCGACAUCCUGUUGAGCGUUGAUGGGGAGCUGCUCACCCAAUUUUUUCGUCUUGAUGCGGUUCUUGAUGAAAAUGUGGGCCAAAAGAUCGAUGUUGCCGUACAACGCGCGGGAAAGAUUGAAAAGUUCCAGCUCGAGGUCGGCGACCUCCACACGAUCACCCCCAAUAAGUUCGUCACUGUUUCGGGGGCUUUAUUCCACGAAUUGUCAUAUCAAAGAGCCCGCCGCUACGGUGUCUCACUUAAGGAUGCAGGCGUAUGUGUUCGGGCAGAAACAGGCUCAUUUAAACUGACCCAAGGGUCCACUUCAAACCUUCUGAUCCAGGAAGUCGCCGGCAAGCCAACACCAACCCUGGAAGCCUUCAUCGAAGUGAUUCAAAACCUACCUGACGGAGAGCCGGUGCCUAUAAAAAUUAGGGAUCUCGAAGCAGUGGAUAUCGAACGAACUUGGACGGUUCCUAUCGACAGGCAUUGGGAUAAAACCCCGCAGGUAGCCACCCGCAAUGAUGAGACAGGAUCUUGGGACUUCCAGUUACUUGCUGCCGCUCCACUACCUGUGCCUCCAAGAAAAACCGAGGCAGCAUUUGUUGAGAUAAGCGGCGAGCACCCGGAGGCAAGCGACAUGGUACGCAGUUGCGUACAUGUAAGGAGUUCCAUGCGCAUGAAGAUUGAGGAUUGUCCCGAUUGGGAAACUAAUGGCUCAGGUAUUAUCGUUGACGCAGACUGUGGCUAUGUCUUGGUUUCCAAAGCAUUCGUGCCACACAGUUUGUGCGAUAUAUCUCUAAUGAUCGCCGGUAAAAUCGAUGUCAAAGCAGUUGUUGUCUUCAGCCACCCAUCGCUGAAUUAUGCCAUUGUCCAGUACGACGCCUCGCUAGUCGGCGCUCCUGUGAAGACACCCAAGUUCUCCACUCAACACAUUAAGAAAGGUGCUGAGGUUACUUUCUUUGGAUCGGAUUAUCUCUUCCACCCCUUAGUGACAAAAACGACUGUCGCAGACAUCACUUCAGUUUCCACACUAGAUGGUGAUACGCUGCGAUACCGCGCCACCAACUUCGAAGCAAUUACCCUAGACACAGAUCAGGGUCGAAGGUGCAGUUCGGGCGUACUCCUUGACAAGGAUAGUAUGGUACAAGCUUUUUGGCUCGUGUUCUUAGAUGGCAACAACGACGAUUACCGGUUUGGUAUUUCAACACCCGACUUCCUUCCAAUCCUUGAUCAGAUUCGGCGCAAGGAGACGCCUAAGCUCCGCAUCUUGGACGUGGAAUUUCAGUGCUUUCAUCUGUCUCAAUCCCACACCAUGGGCUUAUCUCAAGAGCGAAUUCAGGAGAUAGAAGCUGCUGAUCCAGAACGCCAUCAAGUGUUCCAGGUGGAUCAGAUCGACUCGAUUCUCGAUAAUGGCCUCAAGCACAGUGACAUCCUUUUGAAGCUGGAUGGCACCCUUGUGAGUCGUUACUCUGGUUUGGAUAUCGUUUCCGACGACGAAGCUCUUGAUGCAGUCGUCGUGCGAAACGGUGAAGAGAUGAGCCUCCGGGUCUUGACUGUUCCGUGGCAAAACUUUGAAACUAAUCAGGUGAUCGAAUUCUGUGGAGCAAUUUUACAUCCGCCUCAUCGAGCUGUGCGUCACCAGAUGAGCAAAGAACAUUCUUGUGUUUACAUCUCCUCGCGUGUCGCUGGCUCGCCAGCGUGCAUGUACAAACUCCAACCUAAAACCUUCAUCACCGGUGUGAAUAAUGUUCCCACUCCCGACCUGUCGAAAUUCCUGGUAGAGGUAAAGAAGAUUAAGGCCAAUGAAAGUUUUCGUAUCGACAUUAUGUCAAUCAGCCGUAUCCGAAGUUAUAUCACCAUGAAGAAGAACAUUCACGACUUCCCAACUGUCCAGUGGACGAACGAUUUGUCCACAAAGGAAGGAUGGGUGAAGAAAACACUUGAGUUCGAUGAACGAGGGGUAAGAUAGACGGUAAUGCCUAGUGUAUUUGCGUCUCAUACCGGGCAAGACUCAGCGUUCCAUAGAAUAGUUUAAUCAAUAGCCUCAGUAUAUC
Exserohilum turcica Et28A is the source of this 2860-nucleotide messenger RNA. RefSeq lists its product as uncharacterized. Gene Ontology annotation, molecular function: protein binding; serine-type endopeptidase activity. Bases 4 to 2775 code for a protein of 923 amino acids. NCBI's taxonomy places the organism in Eukaryota, Fungi, Ascomycota, Dothideomycetes, Pleosporales, Pleosporaceae. The record is from RefSeq and is a predicted model, not a curated record. Gene Ontology annotation, biological process: proteolysis. The transcript has 2 exons.